GCGAGCGCGAUGGACCCCCGCGCGCCGCCCCGGGCCCCCGCGCACGGCGUCCCCGGCGGCUGCUCCCUGCGGCGGCGCCCCGCGUCCCCCGAGCUGCUGCGCUGCAGCCGGCGGCGGCGGCCGGGCGCGGCGGGCCCCGGGGGCGGCGCGGCGGCCGUGGCGCGGCGCAACGAGCGCGAGCGCAACCGCGUCAAGCUGGUGAACUUGGGGUUCCAGGCGCUGCGGCAGCACGUGCCGCUCGGCGGCGCCAGCAAGAAGCUGAGCAAGGUGGAGACGCUGCGCUCGGCGGUGGAGUACAUCCGCGCGCUGCAGCGCCUGCUGGCCGAGCACGACGCCCUGCGCGCCGCGCUGGCCGGGGGGCUGCUGGCGCCCGCCGCGAGGGCCCCCGCGCCCCGCCGGCCGCCCCGCGCGCCCGCCGCGCCCCCGGCGCCGGCGUCCCCGGGCCGCGGCGCCAGCUCGGAGCCCGGCUCCCCGCGCUCCGCCUGCUCCCUGGACGGCAGCGGCGGCGAGGGCGCGCUGAGCCCCGCGGCGCGCGAGCUGCUCGACCUCUCCGCCUGGCUGGGGGGCUGCUGA
This is a messenger RNA of Talpa occidentalis (Iberian mole), 573 nucleotides long. It is a transcript of the gene ASCL2, whose product is annotated as achaete-scute family bHLH transcription factor 2. Gene Ontology annotation, biological process: regulation of transcription by RNA polymerase II; developmental process. Gene Ontology annotation, molecular function: DNA-binding transcription factor activity, RNA polymerase II-specific; RNA polymerase II transcription regulatory region sequence-specific DNA binding; protein dimerization activity. The record is from RefSeq and is a predicted model, not a curated record. Lineage: Eukaryota; Metazoa; Chordata; Mammalia; Eulipotyphla; Talpidae.